Messenger RNA from Phycomyces blakesleeanus NRRL 1555(-), 1010 nucleotides. RefSeq lists its product as hypothetical. Lineage: Eukaryota; Fungi; Mucoromycota; Mucoromycetes; Mucorales; Phycomycetaceae. Gene Ontology annotation, molecular function: peroxiredoxin activity. Bases 22 to 750 code for a protein of 242 amino acids. The record is from RefSeq and is a predicted model, not a curated record. The transcript is spliced from 4 exons.
AAUUUUUUUUUUAUUGUAAUCAUGUCAGGACUAACCGGUCUUCUUGGUGAAUUACAUGGAGUAUGGAAUGCUGGUGUGCAAACGACUAGAGGUCAAGAUUUGUGGUAUAUUUUGGCAGCUGUGGUGAUAAGUACAUUGAAUCACCCAAAACACGUUUGUCAAGUUUAUUCUGUGGCUGAAAAGACCAUAGUCGAAACCACACUUCCGGAACAGCAGCAGAUAGAAAAGCAAAAGAUGGUUGUGAGACUACGAGAGGGUCUAUUCAAAAGCUUUCCUAUUGUGGGAUAUCCAAAGGUGAUCAAUGCUCUUUCUGAACUCAAUCAGGUCAUUCCAGACACUGUCAAGCUGGGACUUCCCACAGAACCUACCAGAAUAGAGGAUUCGUGGGAGGAUGUUGUUGAACAGAGAAGAAGAGGAAGAGAAUGCUUUGACAAGAUCUACGACAGACACAGCCAGAGAGUAAUAGACAUCAUGCAAGCCGGACACCCGGACUUGGCCCAGACAGCCCUGCAUCAUUUAUACGGACCAGUCCUGUCGGAUCCUCGUUCCUUGGACGGCAAAGACACAAGUCUGGUGGUUGUGGCUUGUCUGAUGGCCCAGAACUUGCCUUCCCAGCUCAAAGGCCACUGGUAUGGUGCACUCCACCAGGGUGUUACUCUAGAUGAACUUGAGACCGUCCAAAAGAGUGUAGCCAAACUCUGUGGGUUCUACAACGUGCCAUGGUGCCAGAUGCCAAAGAAAACACAAUAAACAAUCUUUAUCUUUGACGGCCUUUAAUUUGUUUUUGGAUCAAAACCAACAAAAGAUAUUUAGUUAUUUAUUUUUGUUGUAGGUCGUACGGAGGCGUGAAUUGUGCAUGGUCAGAAGAGUGGGGUGAUGGAUUCCUAUCUCAGCUAUACAAUAAUACAAUAAGAAUUUAUUUUUUUUAUGUAAUCGGAUCUUCCUUAUUGUUUUAUAUAACAAUAAUAAUAGCAAUAUAAAAAAUAUAAAAUAAAAUUCAACUUUAAAUG